AAAUAGACUUAUAUUUUUCCCUGUCUGUGAUGUCUCAGCACAGGAUAGUCACUAAUGAAGGUCAAUCAGUCAUUCAGUGUUUUCAUGACGUUGUGUUCCUGUGACUUUAGACUGAUGAGUCAUAUUUUUGGCUGAUUGGGGUUAUUGGUUUAAAAAAUUCUUUCAGAGAGUCACACACAUGCCAAGAACUGCCUCAAAGAUGAAUGGAAAUGCUAGCAGGUAUAUUAGACCUCAUUGGUGAGAACCGUGAGUAUAAAGCAAGAGAGAGAACAAGGUCAUGCCUUUUCUAACAGGUCAGCAAUCCACUCCCAGCAUGCCUCUGGGGAGGAGGCGGGCAGAAUACACUGGUGCAACACCGGGAUGAGAAGCAGUUCCUCCCUAUGAGAGAGAGAGAGACAGAAUGAGAUAAAGACCGUGUAAGUUUAUACUUACGAGAGACACUGCUGAUGUCACUGCUGUAAUCGGUGUGUGUGUGUGUGUGUGCAUGCAUGAGUGUGUGUGUGUGCAUGCACUGAAGUUGUACAUCAGUUGAAGCGCAUGCUGCAUGAGGUGAAACGGUCCUGACUCAUUCUGGAUCUGGAAAGAAAAACACCAGGAUAUGCAGAAUUUGGACCUUUACAGCCGACUGGACUCUAAGAGGAAUGAUGAGGAGGCUGUGGUGGACAGAGGAGGCACUCGCUCCAUGCUUAAAGCUGGACUGGAGAAGGAGGAGCUAGAAGGUCACAGGACUCUGUAUAUCGGGGUUCAUGUUCCUCUGGGCAGAAGAACCCAUCGCCGCCAUCGGCAUCACGGACACCGGCACAGAAAGAGGAGCAGGGAGAGAGACUCAGGCGUCGAAGACGGACGGGAAUCACCUUCAUACAAUACUCCUUCUCAGAGGGUUCAGUUUCUGCUGGGCACUGAGGAUGGUGAUGAAGAGCACAUACCACACGACCUCUUCACUGAACUGGAUGAGAUCUGCCUCCGCGACGGAGAGGAUGCAGAGUGGAGAGAAACUGCCAGGUGGCUGAAGUUUGAAGAGGACGUGGAGGAUGGAGGUGAGCGCUGGAGUAAACCGUACGUUGCGACGCUCUCUCUGCACAGUCUCUUUGAGCUGCGGAGCUGCAUUAUAAACGGCAUCGUCAUGUUGGACAUGAAAGCCAGCUCUCUGGAGGAGAUUGCAGAUAUGGUGCUGGACCAACAGGAAGUGGCUGCGCAUCUUGAAGAUGAUGUCAGGAAGAAGGUCAAAGAGGCUCUUCUGAAGCAGCACCAUCAUCAGAAUCAGAAGAAACUGGCCAAUCGGAUUCCCAUCGUCCGCUCUUUCGCCGACAUCGGCAAGAGGCAGUCUGAGACAAACUGCACGGACAAAAACGGUGCAUCAUCUCAUCUCUUUAAGUGUCCUCUGUGGCAGUCAGUUGUUUGUGAUGGAAACGAUGGGCAGGUCUUAUCCUGUUCUCCAUGUUGGCCUCUGUGCUGCUCGUCCAGUGCGUCCAUCACCUCACCUCUCCCUCCUCCAUCCUCCACAUCCACCCACCCAAACCAGAACCCCACUGCCUUCUUCAGCCUGGACAGAGACGACGGCUUGGAUCCAGGUCAGAUGAUGCCACCCCAGUCUCAACCACUGACCACAGAGGGCAAGAAUGACGUGAGCCGUGAAAACAGUGCUGUGGACUUCAGCAAGAUAGACCUGCACUUCAUGAAGAAGAUUCCUCCGGGUGCAGAGGCCUCUAAUAUUUUGGUUGGAGAGCUGGAGUUUCUGGACAGGCCUGUCGUGGCGUUUGUCCGCCUCUCUCCUGCCGUACUGCUGAACGGCCUGGCGGAGGUGCCCAUCACUACCAGGUUCCUGUUCAUCCUGCUGGGGCCUCUGGGUAAAGGACCACAAUAUCACGAGAUUGGCAGAUCAAUUGCUACCUUGAUGACAGAUGAGGUUUUCCAUGAUGUGGCCUAUAAAGCUAAAGACCACAAUGAUCUGAUUGCUGGAAUCGAUGAAUUUCUUGACCAAGUUACAGUUCUGCCACCGGGAGAAUGGGACCCGUCCAUCAGGAUAGAGCCGCCCAAAAACGUCCCGUCCCAGGAGAAGAGAAAGAUCCCUGCCGUGCCUAAUGGAGAGCUGGCAGAGACGGAGGAACAUAGUGGACAUGGAGGCCCUGAGCUGCAGCGCACCGGGAGGCUUUUUGGUGGAUUGGUUCUGGAUGUGAAGAGGAAGGUUCCGCACUUCCUGUCGGAUUUCACAGAUGCGCUCAGCCUGCAGUGUUUGGCCUCUUUCCUGUUCCUGUACUGCGCCUGCAUGUCCCCUGUUAUCACCUUCGGAGGACUGCUGGGAGAAGCCACAGAGGGACGCAUAAGUGCAAUCGAAUCGCUGUUUGGAGCCUCCAUGACUGGAAUUGCUUACUCACUUUUUGCCGGCCAGCCUCUCACUAUUCUGGGCAGCACCGGACCCGUUCUGGUGUUUGAGAAAAUAUUAUACAAAUUCUGCAAGGAGUAUGGGCUGUCGUAUCUGUCCCUCAGGGCAUGUAUCGGGCUGUGGACGGCGUUCCUCUGUCUGCUGCUGGUGGCCACUGAUGCCAGCUCCCUCGUCUGUUACAUCACACGCUUCACGGAGGAGGCCUUCGCCUCUCUCAUCUGCAUCAUCUUCAUCUAUGAGGCCUUGGAGAAGCUCAUUCAUCUCGGGGAGACGUAUCCCAUCAGCAUGAACAACAAUCUGGAGAAACUCACCACUUACAGAUGUUCCUGUAUUGAGCCUGCAAACCCCAGCAAUGCCACUCUUCUAUACUGGGAGCAGAACAACAUCUCAGCUCCGGAGAUCUUCUGGGAGGCUCUGGAAGUUCCGGACUGCAUUGAGAAGAAAGGAGAAUUUGUGGGGUCCGCUUGUGGGCCUCAUGGCCCGUAUGUUCCUGACGUUCUCUUCUGGUCUGUAGUUCUCUUCUUCUCUACUGUGGCCAUGUCAGCGUUCCUCAAAGAAUUCAAGACCAGCCGCUACUUCCCCACCAAGGUCAGAGCCAUCAUCAGUGACUUUGCAGUGUUCAUCACUAUUUUUACGAUGGUUCUGGUGGAUUACGCUUUAGGAGUGCCUUCCCCCAAACUGAAGGUUCCUAAUGUGUUCAAGCCAACUCGUGAUGAUCGUGGGUGGUUCAUUAACCCGCUGGGUCCGAACCCGUGGUGGACGUGUGUGAUUACAGUCAUUCCCGCCCUCCUCUGCACCAUCCUCAUCUUUAUGGACCAGCAGAUCACCGCUGUGAUCAUCAACAGAAAGGAGCACAAGCUGAAGAAAGCCUGUGGCUAUCACCUGGACCUGUUCAUGGUGGGCGUGAUGCUGGGCGUGUGCUCUCUGAUGGGGCUGCCGUGGUUCGUGGCAGCGACGGUUCUGUCCAUCAGUCACGUCAACAGUCUGAAGCUGGAGUCCGAGUGUUCGGCGCCCGGAGAACAGCCCAAGUUCCUCGGGAUCAGAGAGCAGCGGGUCACCGGCCUCAUGAUCUUCCUCCUCAUGGGCUGCUCUGUAUUCAUGACCUCAGUGCUGAAGUUUAUUCCAAUGCCAGUGCUGUAUGGAGUUUUUCUUUACAUGGGCGCAUCUUCACUGAGAGGAAUACAGUUUUUUGAUCGUUUGAGAUUAUUCGGGAUGCCGGCUAAACACCAGCCAGACUUCAUUUACCUGAGACACGUUCCACUCCGGAAGGUUCAUCUGUUCACCAUCAUCCAGCUCAGCUGUCUGGUUCUCCUCUGGGUCAUCAAAACCUCCCGAGCCGCCAUCGUCUUUCCCAUGAUGGUGUUGGCACUGGUCUUCAUUAGAAAGCUGCUGGAUUUUAUCUUCACAAAGCGAGAUCUAAGCUGGCUCGAUGACCUCAUGCCUGAGAGCAAGAAAAAGAAACUGGAGGACGCUGAGCGAGAGGAGGAGCAAAGUAUUUUGGCAGAGGAAGAAGGAAUCGUACAAGUGCCAUUGGAGGGACAUUACAAAGAUGAUCCUUCUACUGUCAACAUUACUGAUGAAAUGUCCAAAGGCUCCUUUGGAAAUACUUGGAACUCCAAAACUGAUCUGAACUCAAAAAGCCCCCUUUCCUAAGCUUGCAGAUGCUGAUCCCCAAAGCCUGUCUAAUAAGAAAGUGCACAGGGAGCAUCGAUGGAAAGAAGAUUCACUGUGUUCACACACACACACACACACACACACACACACACACACACACACACACACACACACACACACACACACACACACACACACCCACACACACACAGAUUUACCUAGCUAUCGAAAAAUAGACAUUGUUUUUUUAAGGAAUAGUUCACAAAAAUAAAAUUAAUAUGUAUUUAUAUAAAAUAAAUAUAUAUUUAUAAAUACAUAAAAGUGUGUGUGUAUCUAUCUAUCUAUCUAUCUAUCUAUCUAUCU
Messenger RNA from Cyprinus carpio (common carp), 4360 nucleotides. Its product is annotated as sodium-driven chloride bicarbonate exchanger-like. The record is from RefSeq and is a predicted model, not a curated record. The transcript is spliced from 27 exons. Gene Ontology annotation, cellular component: plasma membrane; basolateral plasma membrane. Gene Ontology annotation, molecular function: monoatomic anion transmembrane transporter activity; sodium:bicarbonate symporter activity; solute:inorganic anion antiporter activity. NCBI's taxonomy places the organism in Eukaryota, Metazoa, Chordata, Actinopteri, Cypriniformes, Cyprinidae. Gene Ontology annotation, biological process: regulation of intracellular pH; transmembrane transport; monoatomic anion transport. Bases 599 to 4036 code for a protein of 1145 amino acids.